CCCUUCAAACAAGGCGUUACUCAAGUUAGAGUUAUUUGCCAAUCUUCAACAGAAAUGGGGUUUUUGGAGCAGGGAAGGGUUUAAUCGUUUCUCUCACGAAAUUAUCGAUUUUCAUCUCUAACAUGGGCGUCCCUUUAAGGUUUUCUCGAAUCAAUGGCCGCUUCAUUCUCUAAACUAGUCGUUGGGAUGUAUUCCUCACCUGGAUUUUGAUUUCUCUACAAAUUGAGGGUUUCUUUCACCGCUUGUGAAGGAAUGGCGCAGGACGUUGAGGCGCAGCAAGACAAGCCGUCCAAUGCCUGCUGCGCCAAGUUGCAAAAGAAGCACUCAAAGCUCUUGGAGAGGUGCGCGAAGCUUGAACAGAUCAAAAACAAGUUUCGCGACUGCACCUUAGCGAUGCAGCAGAGAUGCGAUGUGGUCGAGAGAGAUAGGGAGAGUCUGAGGAGAGAUAAUGAGAGUCUGAUGGAAGCAUCAGAAAAACUCAAAGUGCAGGUUAAUUUAUGGAAUAGUGAGAAAGAUAUAGAGGCUGGUCGGCGUGCUGAUCUUGAGGUUCAGUUGCUGAAGCGAAACAGUGGUUCUGCUUCUCGCAGAGGAGAUGAGCAGCUUCGCAUUGCUCAAGCUGAGGAAGAAAUUAAGCUAUUGAAGGAGCUUCUGGACCGAGAGAGGGGGAAGGCAGCUUCCGAAAAGAAGCGCACUGAGUUGGAGAAGAAGAAAGCUGAUGAGGCGUUGAAGAAGUUAGAGAGUGUAGAGAGAAAAAAGGCUGAGGAAUAUAAACUUCUGUGGGAGAAGUUACAAAAAGAAAAUGAUGAUAUGAAGCCAAUGUUAUCUUUGGAGAAAUCUAGAUCUAGAAAUGCAGAGAAACAGAAAGCCAGUAUAGGAAGACAAAGGGUUGACUUGGCAGUGGCUAAACCUGAAGAGCAAAUUUUUGUUGCUGAAACAAGUUUGCAGAAUGAUCGAGCCGAUGAUUUGAAUCGGAAAUUGGAACAAGCUAGGAAAAGGGUAGAACAAUUAGAGGGUGAGUUGCUUAAACAUAAAUGCUCUGAAGAAUCUAAAGAUAGGCUUCUGUUGGAGAUGUUAAAAAAAGAAACUGAUGAUUUAAAGUCAUUGUUGGCUUUGGAGAAAUCUAAAUCUGAAGCUGCCCACAAAAAGUUGGAAGCAGAGAAACAGAAAACCAUCAGGGAAAGAAAGAGGGCUGACUCGGCAGUUGCUCAAAAAAGAAUAGCUGAAAAAUGUUUGGAGAAGGAUCAAGCAGAUGAUUUGAAUCGGAAGUUGGAACAAGCUAAGAAUAGGGUUGAACAAUUGGAGGAUGAGUUGCUUAAACAUAAAUGCUGUGAAAAAUCUGAAGAUAGGCUUUUGUUGGAGAAGUCUAAAAAGGAAACUGAUGAUUUAAAGUCAAUGUUGGCUUUGGAGAAAUCUAAAUCGGAAGAUGCUCACAAAAAGUUGGAAGCAGAGAAACAGAAAACCCUUGGACAAAGUAAAAGGGCAAAGUUGGCGGUGGACAAAUCUAAAGAGCAAAUUAAUCUAGCUGAAGCAAAUUUGAAGAAGGCCAUGUAUGAGAAAGCUCGAGCAGAUGAUUUGAGUCGGAAGUUGGAAGAGGCCAAGAAUAGGGCUGAUAAAUCCAGUCCCAGCAGGAAUGCAGUAACAGCCACUGAUAUACGCACUGAAAUGCUAAAGAAUGACACCCACUUCCAUAAGUGGGUGGAAAAGAUGCUUUUGGAGAAAGAACAUGAUAUCGUUAGGGAGAAAAAGCGUGCAGAUUCAGCAAAAAAGAAAGCAAAGAAACAGAUAAAAGUUGCAGAAGAAUACAAAAAGAUUUCCAUGGAACAAAAAGAUAGGGCCGAUCAACUAUCUGGGCAGUUAGAGACGUACAAGCUCAGGUUAGAAGGGUUGCAGAAGGAAAUGCAGGCGUUUGUAUCAUUGAGAAUUUAUGCUGGCACUUCUCCCAUGAUAAACGAUGAUGUCAUUUAUGAAACUGAUACAGUUGAACUUCUGAAGAAACAAUUGAAGCUAGAAAAGCUGCUUGCAAAACAUGCCAAGGAAGCGACGAAGAUAGAAGCUUUACGUAACACGAUGCUGCGACAAGAAUUAUGUCACCUAAAGCAGGAGAGUGUUCAGUUCCAAAAGCACAUGAAUAUACUACUAGAUAAGAGUUUCUUGCAUGGCCCUGAAGGUAUAGAUCAGUUGAAAAAGAUUGGCAGUGAAACCACGAAAAGAGAAGUAUUAGGCUCUGAUGGGAGUCGCAGGCGAGUCAUGUCAGGUAUAGAUUCUAGGAUGGAUCCUCCUUAUCGAGGUUCCAACCAAAAAAUGUUACAGAGUUCUGCCAUAUAUUCCAGUUCAGCAUCUUUUUCUGAUCGGCCCUUGGUGGGAUCACAGGAAAGAGACACAUUCUCUAUUAUGACAUCAGCUAACCUGGGGGAGGAUAUAUCAAACUUCAAACCAAAGAUACCUAAUAAGAUGCAAAGCGAUCAAAAUGUAGCUAAAGCUGAUAACAGAACUAGUAGUCCAAUCAAAGACAGUUCUAGUAAAAGAAGACUUGGCUUGCGUCAGAAAAAGAGGAAUCUUGGUGCAGUAGAGUCUAUAGAAAAUUUGCAUGGUAAGGGUGAGAAGUUGCAUCAACAUGUGUCUGAAAAUUUAGCCAUACUGCAUGAUACUCUCAAUGGCCAAGUGGAUGAUUCACAGGAAGAGAGCCUGAAAGGAACUACUUACACAGAGUUUUUUAGACCUCUCAAGAAGAGAAAACCCUCUUCAGAGGGAACUGUAAUUGUUGAUCAUUUGCAGAAUUCUGGGGAGUCAAAAGGCACCGACAGUUCUGAUAUCAAUAACUCAGAUCCCUGUGUGCCUGCUUCAUCACCAGGGUCUGAUGCUGUCAGAUCUGAUUUGUGUGGUGAGGAUGGAACAAAUAAUAUUUUAGAACACAACAUGUCCACUUCUCCAGAUUUUGACCAGAUAGUCACUGGUGACCAUAUGAAGUUACUGGACAUGGACAAUGCCGCUGAUGAAGACUCCUAUCAUAGAGCUAUUGCCAGACCCCUAUCUCCUACUCUGGCUGAGGUUGAAGUAGUUAGCUCUGAGAUGCUGGCAUGUAGGAGUUCCCAACUGGGACUGUCAACUGUGAGUAGAUAUCCAGUUAUUGAAAUGGAGAAGAAUCUCACUAAUGUUGCACCCAAUGGCUCUGAUCCAUUGCUGUUACAAAUGGAGCAUAAUUCUGAUACCUUAUCAGAGAAUACGACUCCUUCGGCAGCAAGUGAUACUCAUUGCCAAGAAAUCCAUGUAACAAGUGGGAUGUUGGGAACAGGCUGUCUUUCUUGUCCUGGAAAUGAGGGAACAAUUGAAACAUGUGAAAAGGGAAGUGCAUCUAGUUGUGGUGAAGCUCUGAAGUGUUUUAUUGUACUCUCAGACAACAAAGACAACUUAAGCAUUUUGCGGAUCCUUCAGACAAUUUCCAGUUUCAUGCCACAAUAUUCUUUUGAUCAUUCAGUGGAGACAUUCGUUCAAAAUGUUAUACACACCAUUUCUAAAGCUAAAGACCUCUCAACUAGGGAAAAGGCAUGUGUCUUCUUGUCACUGAUACUGCCUGAAAUUUCAGAACUAGGACUCAAAAACUUGAAAAUUUUAGGUGAUAAUUUUGUCCAGGCUCUUGCUUCAGUGACCACGCUCUUCAACUCAGCACUAUCUGAUCCAUCUUUGAAAAGGAUGGCUAUGGAGUCCUGUGGUUUGUUUGAAUUGCUCGCUAUCAUUGAAGAUUUCCUUCAACAGAGUAAAAUUUUUGUCUAUGGUGGUGUAUAUGCUGAGUCAGAAUCCCAUGUUACUUCCAAAUUGGACUUAAUUUUAAAUGGCAAUCCUAUAAUGCUGCUGGAAGUGGCUGCUUCAGCUCAUCUGCUGAUUGCAGGGGGUAGUCUAUUAGCAUCAUUGUGCCUCGCUGUUGAUGAUAUUGGUUAUGUUUGUGAGAUAUCAUACAACAUUAUUAGAACCCAGAAGCUUGACCGUCCAGUGAUGUUGGCUAUUCUUCAUGCUUUUGCCCUCAUAUGUGGCUCCAAGUACUUUACCCUUCAGCAUUACUCUGUAGCUAUGACUGUAGUAAAAUCUGUGGUUAUGUUUCUUGAGGAGCAAACUUUGUCAGCCAGUUCUACAUCCUUAUCCCUGUCAGAUUCUAGAAACCCAUCUAGCAUGCUGUUGUGCACACAUUGUCCAUUCUCCGAAGGUGCAGUUUCUGUGGAAAAUGCUGCAGUGAUGCUGUUAGAGAACCUCCAAAAGCAGUGUCAUUGUGGGUUAUGGCCACAAGAUUCACUUGCCUUAGUCAGUUUGCUGGUUCCCACACUUCCGAUCCAUGAGGAGGGAGACAAGGUAGUUUCUGGCUCGGGAGAGACUGCCUCAUCGAGUUUGGCAUGUGAUGAGACUUUAUGCAACUUCCUUGAUAUUUUUUCUUUGGUUGAGGUUCUAGCUUCAGUCAUGAGCUGGAAGUGGACAUCUGAUAACAUCAUAGGGCCGAUUUGUCAAACUUUGAAGUUAAAUUUAACAGAAGGAUUCUCUGCUACUAUCAUCACACUUCUUGGUCAACUUGGGAGGCUUGGAGUUGGUGCUGGCGGAUACGACGAUCCUGGUGUUCAGAAAUUAAGAGACUACUUCUCAAAGUUUGCUCAGGAAAUCACAUUCAAGAGAUUAAGUAUUCCUGUUCAGAUUGCCCUUAUAACUUCUUUGCUUUGUGUCAGUCCUAUCAAAUUUGAAGAGAUCACUGAAGAUAAAACUGAAACUCCAGCAACCACGAGUAGUCCCUAUAGUUUUGUAAGGGAAUGGUUUUUUUCCUUGAGUCACGAUCUACAGUCGUCCUUGAGGCCUCAUUUUGCUGCAAGCCAGGGCAACUAGCAGAUCAGUCUCCGGUUCGAUCAAAUUGAGCUCUGAGUCCUGUUCUUUUCGAAGAAGUUUGUGUACAGCAAUGGAUAACCAAGUGCCAAGGUCGUCUUCUCCAAUUUUUUCUCAAGUUAAACUGAGCUGCUUAUUUCAGAGUUUCAGAAACAUUUACACUUGGUAUUAUUGGAAGCCAUCGGUAUUUGCUUUCACACGUAUGCUUAUGCAUCUUUCUUCUGUUGAAGGAUUUGGAUUUGGAUUUGGAUUUGGAGUUCGUUUGAGCA
Molecule: messenger RNA, 5126 nt
Organism: Salvia hispanica
Lineage: Eukaryota; Viridiplantae; Streptophyta; Magnoliopsida; Lamiales; Lamiaceae
Source: RefSeq, a predicted model, not a curated record